This is a messenger RNA of Impatiens glandulifera, 1072 nucleotides long. RefSeq names its product urease accessory protein G. Gene Ontology annotation, molecular function: nickel cation binding; GTPase activity. Lineage: Eukaryota; Viridiplantae; Streptophyta; Magnoliopsida; Ericales; Balsaminaceae. Bases 69 to 908 code for a protein of 279 amino acids. The record is from RefSeq and is a predicted model, not a curated record. The transcript is spliced from 7 exons.
AUCCAUUUCCAUAGUCGUCACUUUGUAGAUUGGGUCACUCUGAAAUCCAGCAGACCAGAUUCAAUUCAAUGGCUUCUCAGGAUCAUAAUCACGGCCAUGACCAUGAUCACGAACAUCAUCACCAUGACCACGAACAUCCUCACAACCAUGGGGAGGACUCUUCGUGGGUUGGGCCGGACGGGAAAGUGUACCAUAGCCAUGAUGGUUUGGCGCCGCAUUCACAUGAACCUAUCUAUUCCCCUGGCUACUUUAGCAGAAGAGCCCCUCCUCUUACUAAUAGAGAUUUUAAGGAAAGAUCAUUCACAAUUGGGAUUGGUGGGCCUGUUGGAACUGGGAAAACAGCUUUGAUGUUGGCUUUGUGUAGAUACCUGAGGGAUAAAUACAGUCUUGCUGCUGUGACGAAUGAUAUAUUCACAAAGGAAGAUGGUGAAUUUCUAGUAAAGAAUGGGGCACUUCCUGAGGAAAGAAUUCGAGCUGUUGAAACAGGGGGUUGUCCACACGCAGCAAUUCGCGAAGAUAUCAGUAUAAAUCUAGGCCCUCUUGAAGAGCUUUCCAACUUGUUUAAAACAGACAUAUUGCUAUGCGAAUCUGGUGGAGAUAAUUUGGCUGCAAACUUCAGCAGGGAACUUGCCGAUUAUAUUGUUUACAUAAUCGAUGUUUCUGCUGGGGAUAAAAUACCCAGGAAAGGUGGUCCUGGCAUUACACAAGCUGAUCUCCUAGUGAUAAACAAGACUGAUCUUGCACAUGCAGUCGGAGCUGACCUGACAGUUAUGGAGCGCGAUGCGCUUAGAAUGCGAGAUGGAGGUCCAUUCGUGUUUGCGCAGGUGAAACAUGGUGUUGGUGUGGAGGAAAUAGUAAACCAUAUAAUCCCGGCUUGGGAAGCUGCAACUGGAAAUGUGAAACAUUGAUUGAUCUCAAUUCUCUUUAUCAUCUGUUUGUUUGUAGCUUAAAUAUAAUAAUAAAUCCAUGACAGUUACUUUUCAGUCAGUCUAUUGUUGGAUUUUGUAUCUUAAAUAGGAUGUUUGCCUAUGUUUUGACUAAAUAAAUGGAUAAACUUAACUCUUCUUAUUAA